CCAAUUUCAUCUCACUUCUAUGAAACCGGCCCUCUCUCUCUCGUUUAUCCGUGCUUGCUCUGCUUAGUUUUGCUUGCUAUGCUUGCCUGUCAUCGCCGACAACCGCCAAAUCCCUCGGCAAUUCAAAGGCCUCCCUGUCUGUCUCUUUAUCAAUCUAUCUACUAUCCAUCUGCUUCCUUCCCUCUUUGUUUAAUUUGCCCCGGCCCCCUCUUCUCCAGUUACAAUACGUUAUUCCUGUCGCCUUACCUCGUCAGAUGUUGGAGAUGUUGAAGUUGGAGAUGUCACAGCAGAGGUGGUCUAGCCAACUGACUAGUGGGACGGUGUAUUGUUGUGGAAAAAUGGUUAGAAAUCUGGGCUGGAUUUCACACUGACUGAGCGUAUGGCAUGAGUUGUGCUAUGUUGAAUAAUGUCUCUUCAUGCCGUGUCACUCUUAAAGAUGAUACAAAGCUCUAUUAACUAGUACCGAAAGGUUAUUAGCUUCUUUGGAUUCUAUAUGGAGUUCAUUGAGCUACUUGCUGCUAGGAAAUUACAGCAAAGUCGAGGAUGUACUAGGGGUGGCAUUGAGCUUCCUCUGAGGGGUGUAGUGCUGAUAAUUUAACAGUCAGUGUGGACCUUAUUUGAAUGACGUUUUGGCCCAAUAUUGGAUUCAGAGGAUACGAGCCUUCCAGUUGUUGCAGCUGUAUGUGUCUGUUGAGUGUGCCCUGCACCUUGUCUUAAGCAUUUCGCAGUGGACGUCCUUAAAUUUUGAUCUCUUGGUCUUUAAACAUUACUCUCAAAUGUCAGAAGUUGACAUGGCAGUCAUCAAACCUGAGAUGAUGAAGUCAUAUAUCUGGCUUCAAACUGCUGAUGGUUCGAUUCAACAAGUUGAACAAGAGGUUGCCAUGUUUUGUCCUAUGAUAUGCCAUGAAAUAAUGCAGAAGGGCCUGGGAUCAUCAAAGAACUAUGCCAUAUCUCUUCCACAACGCGUCAGUCCUGCCAUGUUGAGUCUGAUUCUUGACUACUGUAGGUUUCAUCAAGUACCAGGUCGUUCAAAUAAGGAACGGAAAUGUUUUGAUGAAAAGUUCAUUCGAAUGGAUACGAAAAGGCUUUGUGAGUUGACAUCAGCUGCUGAUAGCCUCCAGCUUAAGCCUUUGGUUGAUCUAACUAGCCGAGCGUUGGCACGGAUUAUUGAAGGGAAAACACCGGAGGAGAUACGUGAGAUAUUUCAUUUGCCAGAUGAUCUGACAGAGGAAGAGAAGUUGGAGCCUUUGAAAAACACAACUGAUGAUCCCCGGAUUCGACUUUUGAAUAGAUUAUAUGCAAAGAAGAGGAAAGAGCUAAAAGAAAGGCAGAAAAAAAAGAGUGUCGAGGUGGAAGAUGGGUGUGUGGACGAGCGAUCAGUUGAUGACCUCUUGUCAUUUAUUAAUGGAGAAAAUGCAGAUUCCAAGGGAGUUCGAACUUCAAAAAACAAAAAGAAAAACCGUCGGAGAAGGGAUCCUCAAAAGCGCACUUCCAUUGAUCAAGUUGCUGAAUCACAUAAAAAGGAUUCAAAUGGGUUGGGUUGUUUAGGCCACACCACUGGGGGUGAUAAUGAAUCACAUUCUACACUAAGCGAAACAUCAAAAUUGCAAGAUAUAGAAGAUGACAUUUUCGAUCAUAAAGUGGAGCUUGAUGACGUUGAUAUUGAUGAUGAAAUUGAUCCCGCAUUAAAGGAGGAAAUUGAUAGGGAGGUGGAAGAUUUUGCAAGGAGAUUAAAUUCAGACUGGCCUGAAAGGAUGCAGGAGCUUCUGUCUUUGGGUCAAGAUAGGAGCCCUGUUCACUUUUCCAGUAAUGGCAACGGUAGCUUGAGAAAAAACCGAAGAGAUUUGAUGGUUGAGAAGUGAAGUAACUGAAAGUAUGUUAUCGGGUGGAGAUAAGCAGAUGAAGAGCAGAAAUGAGAUUCAAUGGUAACUGCUGCUGCUGUUGCUUACUCAGUCAGGCAAAUGACUGUACCAAUUUUGACGAAAGAAAGAAAGAAAGACGGUGCGGGUUAAAUGUGGAUUUACCAACGGCGCCGCGAAGUCCUGGUUAUUUGUCAUAGCUGAAAAUGCGGGCUGGAGCUGGGUGGGAUCCCUGUGCAAGCAAAUUCUUGAGAGGGUCAGAAUUCCAGAAGGUGGUGAUGAUUUUUUUGUUCUUUUUUCUUUUAUUUCUCUGGUGAAGGAAAGAUGAACAAGAGGAAGAAGUGGAAAGAAGAGAAGAAUUUGGGUUUGUGCUUAAUUUUUGACCGUUGGGGCAGAUUAAAAGAAAGAAAAACAACUCGGACUUUUCACGGAAAGCCAUAAAAGAGAGGGGGGGACAGAGAGAUAAUAUGAUUAUUUUGGGUUUAUUUGUUUCUCCUUGAGAAGGGAAAGAACAACUUUCAGAUGACUUCGUACAGUACAAGGGUAGAUAGAUUAGAGUCUCUUUCAUGUGCUUUUUUUCUUCUUCUUUCUUUUGAUUUGAAUUUUUGAGCAUUACUAUUCGUCGCCUUAAAUAUUUGAAUUUAUCGACCUAAAACAUAUAAAAUUACAAAUU
Linum tenue is the source of this 2532-nucleotide messenger RNA. NCBI's taxonomy places the organism in Eukaryota, Viridiplantae, Streptophyta, Magnoliopsida, Malpighiales, Linaceae. The record is from the annotation of a GenBank genome assembly.